CCUAUACAGUGUUUAAAGAAAAUUGGUCUUAUACUAAUAAAAGACCAAUAGAUUGUUUAUCUAAUACACCAAAUGCUAAUACAGAAGCUACUAUAGUUAGUAACUUAGUUGGCUGUUUUUAUUCAAAAUUGUGUAGAUUGGUCAAACUUGCUAAUAUUGAUGAAGAACAAAUUCAAUUACAAUUUUUUCAUAGACUUUUAUCAACUAAUUAA
Messenger RNA from Cetraspora pellucida, 212 nucleotides. Lineage: Eukaryota; Fungi; Glomeromycota; Glomeromycetes; Diversisporales; Gigasporaceae. The record is from the annotation of a GenBank genome assembly.